UGCUAGUUGUGCAGCUGGGGGAGACUUCAAGUGAGUGAACUGGAGGUAAACUGGGAGUGAUGGGGGCAACCUGGUUCUCGUGGAGAACAACUACAACUGUCAUCAUUAGUGUGCUGCAAAUCCAAGCUCUGAUCAGUGUCAAAACCACAGCUGUAACUGGUGUGGAAGGCCAGCCAUUUAACUUCAGAUGUGAGUAUCCACACACCUGGGAGAGCAGACUUAAGUACCUCUGCCUUAUUGACAACAAUGCGUCCUGCAUUCUUCUGAUAUCGACAAACAAUCACAACCAGUGGGAGAAUAAUGGACGUUUCUCUCUGUACGACAACACCGCUGAAGCCUGCUUUAUCGUCAAGGUGGACAAACUCAUCCGAGAGGACAGCGGGACAUAUUGGUGUGGGGUGGACGUUGGCCUCCAACCUGAUCAUAUCAGCGUCAUACAACUGAAGGUUUCCCAAGCAAUCCCUCAAGAAAAUCUCACACAAUACAAGAUUAACAUGCCGCUGUUCCUGACUGCAGCCAUGUGUGUGGUAGCUAUGCUGUUUGUGUGUCUGUUUACACUUGGUCUUCUGCUGGCUGUCAGACUCCGAAGAUCAGAUCCCCACCAGAACAGAGAGACAACACCUGACUAUGAGACCAUGAGGCCUGGUGUAGUAACUGAACCUGAACUCUGCUGCAGCUGUUCAGGUCCAGACUGUGAUGAUCUUUCCGUGAUAUCAUCAACACAACCUGACCUCUGCUCCCACUUCACAUCAAAGUAUCGGGAGUCCACUGUCACUUUCGGCAUCGGCGAAUAUGUCGAUGUAGACGUACCAGGACAUGCUUGCCAAUACCAGCAUCUGGAUCUCAGUCAGGUGGAGGAGCAUGUCUAUCACAGCCUUCCUGGAAACAAUUGUCCUAAACAUGGACCACAGAUUAACUGUUAACAUGACUGCUCAAGAAUAAUAUCAGAUUCCUUGCAACUUGGGUCUGAUUUUUGAAGCUUUGGCUAUUUUUUUUUAUUAGUUAUCUUAAUUUUGUACCUGCUGAGGCAGCUUUGUGAGUAAAGUGUCAUCAUCACUGAUAGGAAUGAUAGCCACAACUGCAACCAUAGGACCCAGGUUUUAAUAAACCAGCAUUAUUGUGUGUGGAUGAAAGAAAGAUGUCAUCACCUCAGUCAUCAGUAAUGUAGUGAACACUGUGUUACUGUGUUUUGCUAUUUCUGGAGGAUAAUGUGCCAUUUUAUUGCUUUAUGCUUUUAAUACUUUAUUGUCUCACUGACUGUAAUUAAUAAGAACAAGCUUAAUAAGCUUGUGAAUAUGUUUAGUAAGAUCGCAAGCAAACAGCAUCACAGUAGGACUGUGCUUUGUGAGUCUCAAGUGUUGAGGAAGGCCAGGGCAAUUAUUAUCAUAUCACACCUUUUGUGUAGUUAAUAUGAGGUGAUACCAUGAGGAGGAAAGGUAAAGGGCACUGUUGCCGACUACCUGUGGCCAGGGGUCUUUCAUACCCUCCAGUAUUAAUUUGCUAAAAAUAUCUUUUACUGUGAUAUGUGAGUAUAGGUUGUGUAUUCUUAUCUGUGUCCUGUUAAUGUGUAAUGUACUUACCUGACAACUGCCAGAUACAAAAAGAAUUUCAGUAAAUUGAAGUGAAAUUUGGAAUGGUACAAGGAAAAAAAUGAGAUACUACGGCCAUGAAUUUCAACUCAAGUUGUCAAACAUAACAAAAUCCACCAAGAAGAGCAGAAAUGUGUUAAACACUGUUACAUUUACUUUAAUGAAUAUUUCACCUAAAUAA
This is a messenger RNA of Monopterus albus (swamp eel), 1770 nucleotides long. RefSeq lists its product as uncharacterized. Gene Ontology annotation, cellular component: plasma membrane. NCBI's taxonomy places the organism in Eukaryota, Metazoa, Chordata, Actinopteri, Synbranchiformes, Synbranchidae. Bases 60 to 923 code for a protein of 287 amino acids. Gene Ontology annotation, molecular function: transmembrane signaling receptor activity. The transcript has 5 exons. The record is from RefSeq and is a predicted model, not a curated record.